This is a messenger RNA of Vigna angularis (adzuki bean), 1576 nucleotides long. RefSeq names its product GDP-mannose transporter GONST3. The transcript has 2 exons. NCBI's taxonomy places the organism in Eukaryota, Viridiplantae, Streptophyta, Magnoliopsida, Fabales, Fabaceae. The coding region runs from base 191 to 1312 and encodes 373 amino acids. Gene Ontology annotation, cellular component: Golgi apparatus. The record is from RefSeq and is a predicted model, not a curated record. Gene Ontology annotation, molecular function: GDP-fucose transmembrane transporter activity; antiporter activity.
UAAUAAUAAAUUUAGGAGAAGAAAUCCAGGAAUGAAUCAAGUGAAGAGGAAAAGAUUAAAAGGAAACACAAGAAGAAGUAGAAAAGAAGGGGGUUUUGUGGUGUGCGUGAUUCCAUUCUGAUUUCAUUUUCAGGCAUAAAUUUGUGUUGAAUGUUAGCAUCAAUAACGCGUGAUUUUGGAGUCUGUUCAGAUGUCUAAAGCAACUGACGUGGAAAACCCUAGUGAUAAUCCCACUGUUCAAAAGGGUGUGAAUGUGAAUGUGAAUUCGAGUAAUGGUGAAGGAAAUUGGUACACUGCAUUGGUGCAUCAAAUUUCAGUGUAUGGUGUUGCUGCUGGGUAUUGCUUAUCUGCUUCUUUGCUUUCCAUAAUCAACAAAUGGGCAGUGAUGAAAUUCCCCUACCCGGGUGCCCUGACCGCCCUGCAGUACUUCACCAGCGCCGCCGGGGUCUUCCUCUGCGGCCGGAUGAAGCUCCUGGAGCAUGACCCCCUUGAGCUUUUCACAAUGUGGCGGUUUUUGCCGGCGGCAAUAAUAUUUUACUUGUCGCUUUUCACCAAUAGUGAGUUGCUCCUCCAUGCCAAUGUUGACACAUUCAUAGUGUUCCGAUCUGUUGUGCCUUUGUUUGUUGCGGUAGGGGAGACGCUGUUCCUGCACCAGCCGUGGCCGUCCGGGAAGACGUGGGCCUCCCUGGCCACAAUCUUUGCCGGCAGUGUGCUCUAUGUGCUCACAGAUUAUCAGUUUACUUUCAUGGCUUACACCUGGGCAUUGGCCUACUUGGUUAGCAUGACCAUAGAUUUUGUUUACAUAAAGCAUGUGGUUAUGACCAUUGGCUUGAACACGUGGGGCCUUGUGCUGUACAAUAAUCUUGAGGCUCUUCUGCUUUUUCCCCUGGAGCUGCUGAUUAUGGGUGAGCUAAAGAAGAUUAAGCAUGAGAUCCAAGAAGAGUCUGAUUGGCACACAUUCCAAGUCAUUUUGCCAGUGGGAUUGUCGUGUCUGUUUGGUCUGGCAAUCUCUUUCUUUGGAUUUUCUUGUCGCAGGGCAAUUUCUGCCACAGGUUUUACUGUCCUUGGUAUAGUGAACAAGUUGUUAACGGUUAUUAUCAAUUUGGUAAUAUGGGACAAGCAUUCCUCAUGGGUGGGUACAGUGGGUCUUCUGAUUUGUAUGCUGGGUGGGAUUCUGUAUCAGCAAUCAGCAAGCAAGCCGAAGGCUGCAAAACAGGCGAGUGAACAGGAAAAUGAAGAGGAGCAACAGAAAUUGCUUGAGAUGCAAGUCAAUUCAGAGACCAACGUAAAAAGUAAUGAAGUUAGUAAAUAAAGGGAGGAAAGCUGAAAUUAUUUUCACGUAGGACGAUUUCAUAUUUCCUUUCAAGUGUAUGUUUGUUUACAGGUAUUUGGUAUAAAUUAUGCUAUCUUUUUUUGUAACUGCCAAUUCAUGAUUCUUUACUACGCUGUCUCCUUGAAUGGCAAGCUUAUUGGCAUCCUCGUAUGUAGGGUUUUAUUUACUUUAGUGGCUGUCAUGUAAAAUCUAUUAUUUAUGUACUUGAUAGAUAAAAGGUUAUUCAAUUUGUUUCAAAUCUCA